Sebastes umbrosus (honeycomb rockfish) is the source of this 2840-nucleotide messenger RNA. RefSeq names its product protein-glutamine gamma-glutamyltransferase 2-like. The coding region runs from base 1 to 2136 and encodes 711 amino acids. Gene Ontology annotation, molecular function: protein-glutamine gamma-glutamyltransferase activity. Gene Ontology annotation, biological process: peptide cross-linking. The record is from RefSeq and is a predicted model, not a curated record. The transcript has 15 exons. Lineage: Eukaryota; Metazoa; Chordata; Actinopteri; Perciformes; Sebastidae.
AUGCAAGCUCAGAAUAAAUAUGCUGAAUUCCUUGUGAUUCUGUUUGUGUUUAUAUCGUGUUUUUCUGUUGUAGUGAUUAAGAAGGUGGACUUCAACUGCUCGUCCAACAACAACGCCCAUCGCACCAUCGAGAUCACAACGAAGCAGCUGAUUGUGAGGCGGGGCCAGUCCUUCCUUCUGACCCUGGAAAUGGCGCAACCUUUCCAUAACCAUGACACACUAACCCUCGCCGUGGAGACGGGUCCUGCUCCAUCAGAACAGCGUGGGACCCGGUCUGAGUUUGGUAACCCGUCUCCUAUGUACGCCAGUGGCGUCAAGGCGAUAUGGAAGUACAAUAUCGACAAGAGCGCUAACCUGCAGAGGGGCAUCGUGACCCUGUCCGUGACCCCGCCGGCCGACGCUCCAGUGGGGAAGUACUCGCUGUCUGCGAAGACCGGGAGGGACAAGACACCUCUGGGAACGCUGGUGGUGCUCUUCAACCCCUGGUGCUCAGAUGAUUGGGUGUAUCUUCCUGAUGAGACAGAAAGACAAGAAUAUGUGAUGAACGAACAGGGACUUAUCUAUCGGGGAACGUCAACGUACCUCCGCUCUAUGGCCUGGGUCUUUGGACAGUUUGAGGAGGAAAUGGUGGACAUUUGUCUCAAGAUGUUGGACGUCAACCCAAAACACGCCAAAGACCCGGCUGAUGACGUCUCUGCUCGCUGUAACCCCAUCUAUGUCAGCCGAGUCGUCAGCGCCAUGAUCAACUGCAACGGUGAUCGAGGUGUGUUAGAGGGACGCUGGCAUGACGACUACCACGAUGGCGUAAGGCCCACCCACUGGAACGGCAGCGUCAGCAUCCUUCAGCGCUGGUAUCAAAACAACUGCCACCCAGUCAAGUACGGACAGUGCUGGGUGUACGCUGGUGUAAUGUGUACAGUGAUGCGGUUCCUGGGUAUCCCAUGUCGGGUUGUCACAAACUUCAACUCAGCUCAUGACACAAACAACAGCCUCACUAUCGAUAAGCACUAUGACGACUACGGACUACAAGACUCAAAGAGCCCAGACUCUAUCUGGAACUUCCAUGUGUGGGUGGAGGGAUGGAUGAAACGACCAGACCUCCAGAAAGGUGACAGAUAUGACGGCUGGCAAGUCUUGGAUCCCACACCGCAGGAAAAGAGUGGCGGUGUGUACUGCUGUGGUCCAGCCCCGGUCGCUGCCAUCCUCCUGGGCGACGCCGACGUACAGAAGUAUGACGUGCCAUUUGUCUUCUCUGAGGUCAACGCCGACAUUGUCAAGUGGAUGGGCAAAAGGAGAAUGCACUCCGACACCGCCUCAGUAGGUCGGAGCAUCUCUACCAAGACUGUUGGCUUGAACAGUAGAAGUGAUAUCACAAACAGCUACAAACACAGAGAAGGCAGUACAAAGGAGAGGGCCGUCUUCAAGCGUGCGUUCACCAGAUUAAACUCAAGAGAUGCUCAAGAGGAUUGUGAAGAGGAGGGGCCGCUAAAGGUGGAGAUGAAAAUCCAAGAGGACACCAACAUGCAGAGGGGUCAGGACAUUACGCUGAAGCUGAAGCUGACCAACAAAGAUCGUACCAGUAAGACAAUGUCCAUCCGUGUCAAUGCCCAGCCCAUGAUGAACAACGGCAAACCAGCACGCAACAUCCAGAGCACAGCCCAAGAGAGGAUGAUACUGCCUGGACAAGAUGUGAUCCUACCUUUCCAGAUCCCAUUCUCAGUCUACAGUAAAGCCAUGGCGGGCUGUGACAGUAUGAAGGUGUCAGCCGUGGCCAUUGACAAACACCAAGAUGAUGACAUCUAUGAGACUGAGACCGACAUCGCCUUGGAGGACCCUCCCAUCUCCAUGAAGGUUCUGGGCGAAGCCCGUCUGAACCGUACCAUGACCAUGGAGGUGGAAUUUAAGAACCCACUCAAUGAGACGCUGAGAAACUGCUCUCUGACCGUCAUUGGAAGCGGCCUUUUCAAAUCAGACCACGUGGAAAGCAAUUUUCGUGAGCUGGCGCCAAACGCCACGCUGAGGCUGAAGAUCAUAACGACGCCCUACAGGGCCGGAGUGAAGAUCUGGGUGGCCGACUUCGACUGCGACGCCUUCAGGGACGUAAAGGGAAGCUGCAUCGUCGACGUCAAACCCUGAAGCUCUGACUACACUCCCAACUUCCUGUACGCCUCGUGAUUAAGGCUAAAAUAAGCAGGAUGUUUAUCAUAUGACUUAUUAUCAUUAUGAUGUGGUGAAGGGCUUUUUCGACAUUUAAAAAGGUACGCCCCCCUUGUGGUGUUCGUCACCUAAACAUGUGGAUCAUUGUAGUGUAACAAAUAUGUUGAAUGCAUUUUGUUUUAGCUGAUUAACUGAUUUUCAUAAUAAAUUAAUAAUUUAUGUCUAAUAUCAUAUACAAAAUUUGACGGUUGGUUGGGUUUCUGGGAAUAUUUUGAUAAACAUUUUUCACUAUUUUAUGACAUUUUUUUAAUUUAAUCUAAUCAAACUUGAGUUUAACAAUUGUAUUUCCUUCAUUUUUGAGUUUGACUACAAUUUAUAUUUUGGAUGUAAUGAUUCUAAUGACUUUUCAAACUAUAUUUUCACAGCACUAGUUUGUAUGGAAGUCUUUAUAUGUUUAGCAGUUUUAGGUCACAUUAAUUAUUUUAUUAACUUACAAACUCAAAAGGAAGUCAUGCAAGGCUGAUAAGAAAUGUCUGAUGAUCUAUAGGCAUAUUUACCUUUAAAUAUGUAAAAUAUAUCUGUAAAAUCAUGACUGUAAUUGUUGAAAUAUUCAAUCUUAGAACAUAUAAAGAGUUGUUUGGUGGUGGAUUUUACAUCGGUUUAAUAAAGUUAGUUUUCAUCCA